Messenger RNA from Microcebus murinus (gray mouse lemur), 5301 nucleotides. RefSeq names its product consortin, connexin sorting protein (gene CNST). Gene Ontology annotation, cellular component: transport vesicle; plasma membrane; trans-Golgi network. Gene Ontology annotation, biological process: positive regulation of Golgi to plasma membrane protein transport. Lineage: Eukaryota; Metazoa; Chordata; Mammalia; Primates; Cheirogaleidae. Gene Ontology annotation, molecular function: connexin binding. The record is from RefSeq and is a predicted model, not a curated record.
CAUUAUUUCAUAUUAAUUCUACAGAAUCUGGUGUGAAUUUUAUACUUAGAGCACAUCUCAAAUUGGAUUAGCCACAUUUCAAGUGCUCAGUAGACACAUGUAGCUAACAGCUACCUUUUUGAGCAGCCAUGUAGCUAUAGAAUUGCCAUGUAAUGUUUAUGAUACCUUUCUACCCUGAGAGUCUGAUUCUAUGGAGUAAAUUUAAAACUCCUCAUCCUGUAGUGCUGUGAUAUUCAAAUUGAGAAGUUCCUAUGCAGGAAGAGAGUUCCAAGAAGUCUCUUCCUGUUAGUGUUGACUGUGUUAACAUUGAGCUCCAUGCUUGUUUUGUCUGCACUGGUGCCCUGUGUUUGUUUAGUGAGAAUCAUAAGAUGAAUAGAGUGCUCAGUCAUUUCCUGAGGUGUCAUUGUUACAGUUAUUUACAUUUGCGUGUCAACAGUGUGUCAAAGCAUUGUGUGAGUCUUUGUCUACAAAAUCUUUCCGCCUUACAUAGGGAGAACUUGACCUACAAACAAGAAGAUUGAACUUUAUUGUGAACAGUGAAACAACCCAAAAGAAGAGGAAAAUCGAAGAUCACGGAGAAUCCACAGAGGUUAGAAAAUGAAGUAGCUUUUUUUCUCUUUGUCCUUGUAGACAUGGAAGGACUUUAGUGAAACAUUAAACGGUUUGACAAAGGAUGCUCUAAUGGAUGACAGUGAUACUCCUACAUACAAUCUGCAAAUUGAACCACAAGAUGGGUGUCAUCCUGGUGGUGACAGUGUGGAAAGGAGUGUAACACACCUGCCUUCUGCAUCAGAUGAAAAUGAAAAUCAACUUGAUGGGGAAGGGCCUGAGCGUCUGACCAGCAGAGACAGCGGAAUGGGAAAACCCAAAGUGUGUGAGCAGGACAGUCUUAACAAUAAUGAAAGCUGCACGUCAAGCUGUGAGGUAGCUGCAAGUGAGAACUCAGAAAACACUCCUUGUGAAGACCCCAAAGAUGGACAGGCUUUCUUGGGAACGGACAAAAUAAUACCUGGAAAAAGAAGUCCAAGAAGCAAAAAAGGCAUUACUAAGAAGAUACCACCAGGACUUUCUUCAGGAGAUAGUACACCUUUAAUGCAAGAAAAAAUACUAAGUGCAGCCACACGUGGUGGUGGUGAUGAAGAUGCUGAAGUCAAUGCUAAUGAUCAACCAGAUGCUCCAAAGCUAGUUCUACAAUCUUUGUUUUCACUUAUACGAGGUGAAGUUGAGCAGUUGGAUUCAAGAGCACUUCCCCUUUGCCUUCAUCAGAUAGCAGAGUCCUAUUUCCAGGAAGAGGACUAUGAGAAAGCAAUGAAAUUCAUUCAGCUUGAACGAUUGUAUCAUGAGCAAUUGCUCGCAAAUCUUUCUGCCAUUCAAGAACAGUGGGAAACAAAAUGGAAAACUGUACAACCACAUCCGGUUAUGUCUCUAAGGAAUUCAGAAAAAGGAUUUAAUGGUGAAGAUUUUGAACGGCUUACUAAAAUUUGUACAACACAUCAAGAUCCUCAUUUAUACAAGCAUAAGAUAGCAGCUGUAGAAAAGUCCCUGGGAAGGAAAUGCUUUAUGCAGUUAAUAGUGUCUGAAGAUUCAAAGGAAAGAGGAGCUACAGCCAAAGAGUCAGAGAGCAAAACUUGUCUUGGAAUGGAACCAAGUAAAGAAAGCCAACAUAAAGAAGAGCCCCCAGGGAGCAGUCCCUGCUGUAAUCAGAUGGACAGGCAGGCAGAUUCCCCAGUCUUUCUGGUAACUGCAGGAAAGCACCACACGGAGGAGCCGCUCGGCAGCACUGAAGCCACACUGGAGCUCCACACCCAGUCCUCAGAGACGGCCGGGAACAGGUCUGGGCCAGACUCUUCCGAGAAUGCUUGUGAGGAUGACAGCCACUUGCAGCGGGCUCAAACAGAGGCCUACCGGGAUGUAGCCAAAAUAGAGGGCAUUGCUGAAGACCCUAAGAUAUUACCCUCCAGUGAGUCAGUGACAGAACCAUUGAUUUUACCAGGCUGUGGCCAUAUAUCUCCUGCGUUGAUUUCUGAGGGUAAAAAUUCACAGCCUCAAAGAAAAGAACUCAGGUUGCCACUUCGGGAUGCUUCUGAGGCGUUGCCCACAGACCAACUUAAGAACAAUGAAGUAAAUGAGCUGCAGCAACCUGAACUUACGGACAGUGAUGGAAAAUCACCACAGGGCCAGGCUGACUCAGAGGCUUCUGAGAAUGUACAUUGUGAAAAGAAUAAAAUAUCUGACUUAAGUACACUUCUUCCAGAGGUGUAUAUGGCCCCAGAGGAAAAGGGAGAUAAGGAUGACCAACUCAAUAAAGAAACAGAAGACUACUUGAACAGCCUUUUAGAAGGAUGCUUAGAAGAUUCUGAAGAUUCCCUUUUGUAUGAAGAAAACCAAGAGGAAGACUCUGAUCUCCUUCAAGAUCUUUCUCCUGAAGAAGCAUCCUACAGUCUACAGGAGAAUCUGCCUUCUGAUGAUAGCUCUCUUUCUCUUGAUGAUCUUGCCAAAAGGAUAGAGAUUGCAGAGGUUGUUCCUGCUGAAGGGUUGGUCUCUAUAUUAAAGAAGAGGAAUGAUACUGUAGGAGAUCAUCCUGCCCAAAUGCAGCAGAAACCAUCUAAGCGAAGAGUGAGAUUCCAAGAAAUAGACGAUAACUUGGAUCAAGAUGAAGUUGGAGGUGGCUCCUGUAUUUUACUGAUCUUGCUGUGCAUAGCAACGGUUUUCCUUAGUGUUGGAGGAACUGCAUUAUACUGCACUUUUGGUGACAUGGAGUCACCUGUUUGUACAGACUUUGCAGACAACAUGGACUUCUAUUACACUAAGUUGCUGCAGGGAAUGGCAGAACUUAAACACUGGAUCUACCUCUCCUAGCAGCAUUCAAGAGAGACAGGCAUGCUGGCAGUGUGAAUGAAAGAUGUGAAACUUUCUAAACAUUUUAUUUCAGGAGUUCUGUAACAUUCCCCCCUUCCCCCAGUUAUGAACCAAGGACAUCAGCAACCGCAACUUUAAAUGGCUAUCCAGAGGAACUCUGUUAGAAUAAUCCAUUUAGUGAGGCAAAUACUGAUCUCAAGCAUUGUGGAUGGAAAGAAUCAUCUUUGGAGAGCCUAUGUGUCUCCUCCUCUCUGCCUCCUAGUAUAAUAAGGUAUGCUGAGCAGAAUUAAACAAGGUAGUCUUGGAACUACACUAUGUUUAGCUACCUUGUCAAGCCAGUGGUUAAAGGACACUUUUGGUUUACAUUUGUUUGUCCAUAGACGUUGCUUCCAGCCAUCACGCAAUAUGUUUGUAUAUAAUCAAAAGGAGUUACUUUAAUGGUUUCAAUGUCAUUUUUUAGUUAAGCUUGGAAGCUAUGUAAUUUAGGCUUUGUGCAUUAUUUCCAGAUUCUUUCUCCAUUUUUGAAAUGGUUGUGGUGUGAGUGUGUGUAUGUGUGUUUCAGGCAGUUAUGAUAAGCAAAUAUCCAACAUAGAGUAACAAAGAUUAUUUUUAUUCUUUUAACUUGACUAUGAUGUGCAGGCACAAAUCUUUGAAGAAGGCUUAACUGUGGAAUAGAUGAAUUAUAGAAAUCUUGACCCUGAAAUGAGAAACUGUGACUGAUCUGUGGCAAUUAACUUGAUUAACCAACCAAAAAUUAAUCACAGGCCUGGAGGCAAAAUGAAAGAGCCUCCUGAGUCUCCGGCAACAGUUUUGUCAUGGAUUCAAUGCUUCCUGAAAUGAUGAAUGUUGGACUCAACUCAAUUCAGCCCUUACUGAGCACCUAUUAUGUUCUGAGAAUAUAAGAAUAAGAAUACAAACAUAAAUAAGUUAUAGUUCCUGCUAUAGAUAUUUUAAUUUGAUCUUAUAUAAAAUGAACCAAACUACUUUGGCAAGUGAAAUCAUCAUAUAUAAUUGAGUAUUAACAGAUCAUGCAUUCAUAUAUUUGAACAUUCAUUCAUAUCAUGUGCUUGAUUUAGACCCAAUUGUGGGGUCAUUAAGCAAAAAUUCAAUCAUACCUUCAAUAGGCAGAUGUCUAAUUUUUGUUUAAAUCAAUUGUUUAGGUGGCCUUUCCUUAUCUAAAGUACAGUGGUCUAACAUUUAGGAAGCCUUGCUUUGACUUUUUAUCAGGCAGCAUUUUAAAAGGGCAAACAUGAAUUAUAGUUUUUUAAUAAAUAACUAUUAUGUCAUCUUUUUCUUUAGCAUCAUUUGAAAGAAAAAGGGAGAAAUUACUUUCUAGUUGUUACUGGCUGGUACAGUACCUCCCUUUGUGUUUCUGCUUAUUUAUUUAGAUGACAUGAAUUUUAAAGGGCUUUUUAUAUAAGUUGAAAGUGUGUUGCUGAGCAUGCAUUUGGUUAUCCCAAGGCUAGAUAUUUAAUUACUAUGUAUUUAGUGUUUUGAUUUUGUAUAUUUCAGUUCAGUGUGUUUUUAGACUUGUUUAUUUUUAAACAGAUGUUUCAUUUUCACUUGUAAUACUAUUUGAUUUGUCUCUAUCAUGUCCCCAUAAACUAAUAUUUUCAAGAGUUAUAGAUCAAAGAUAUUUAUUUAGAAUUGUACAAGAUACUGAGAUUUAGAUUCCUUAUACUUAAGGCUGAUUUUAUUAGAAGAUUAUUUUAAUGUUCUAUAAAUUUUAAGACUUUGUAUUCAAAUUGUAUGUAAAAUAUGUAAAAUGUUGACAGUACUAUCUUAAGUGGUUCUAUAAAGCUGUUCACGAGGUCUACCAUGAGGGUCACCCUCAUCAUAGGCAAACCUCUUCUGUUUUAUCCUCAAUUUCUAGUUACAGGAAUUUUGUGAUGCUUAUUUCUGCCGAUUUUAUGUCAAAAUAAGUUAAAAUUGCCCUGUUGUUCACCUCUUUUACAUCACUCUCAGAGUCCUGUAUAAUCUCUGGUGUAAUAUUUGCCUAUAGGCAACCCAGGCCACUUUUCCUGAAACCCGAGACCUCCUGGAGACCUUCACACUGAGAUGAAGGAAUCAGAACAACACCUUGCUAAUCAGGGGCCCAGUUGUGUCUCAGAAGAGCCAUGUGUGUCCUCACCACUUCCCACAGUGGGUGAGGUGAGCUCAGGAGCACAUUGAUAUCUUGACUUAAAAUAGGCAUGAAAUGUCAACUAGAAAAAUUAGGAAAACUUUGAAAAAUGUAAUAGUCAUUUAUUGCAUGAAUUGGAGUUAUUACACCUGGUGGGGAAAGGAUUGUUAUCUCACACAUAAAAAAUUCAUCCAGUUUUACAAAAAUGUAAUUUCUUCUGUCACUUGAAAGUCCUGACAACUAUUUGUAACUAAUCUUCCUUAAGGACUGUAUUUGAGGAUAUCAAAUCGAGCUUGUAAUUUAAAAUCUAUACCAACAAA